AUGGCCGAGGGUUGCAUCUGUGAAAAAAAACUUCCAAGUUCAAGUCCUUCCAUUGAGUUCUUUAAGCAGAGUGGUUGGAGUGAUGCACAAGUUAUGAAGCUUACCAAGAGGUCACCCAAGUUGUUGCAUGCUAAUGUAGAGACUGCCCUGAAGCCCAGGAUGAGAUCUUUACAGGACAUGGGAUUUUCUGACACUGAAAUAGUUGAGCUGGUUUCAUUAUGUCCUCAUGUGCUCCUAUUACUUGACAUCAAACCGAGGAUCAACUUCUGGAGGUCACUAUUAGGUUCGAAUGAGAGGCUUCUGAAAGCCUGCAAGAGGAACAAGUUUCUUCUUGGUUAUAGCUUGGCUCGGACGAUAGAACCUAAUAUAUCUCUCUUGAGGGAACAUGGCAUCAGUGACGAGCGUAUCAUGCAUAUGGUGACGACAUUGCCACGCUCUUUUGGUCGAAUAGACAAAUUAAAGGAGGUUAUCAAAUAUAUUGAGGAAUUGGGUGUCCCACGUGACUCUGGAGUAUAUAUGUGUGCACUUCAUGUAGUCAUGGGCAUGAACAAAUCUAGUUUUGAUUCUACCAGUGCAACUCUGAUGAGCUUUGGGUGUUCCCAGCCUGACAUCAUUGCUGCAUUCAGGAAGUGCCCAAACGUUUGGGCACUCUCAAACAAGACCAUAUGUGACAAGAUGACAUUCCUGAUGAAGGAAGCUGGUUUUGAGCUGACAUAUAUCAUUUCCCGUCCCAUGAUUCUUACUUACAGCUUGGAGAAGAGGCUGAGACCUCGAUAUGAGGUUUUGAAUUUUCUUAAGCAGAAUAAAUUGCUGGAUGAAGGACAUAGUCUACCAUCCGUCGUACCACUAUCGGAGGAGAAGUUCAUAAAGAAAUAUCUUUUCCGGCUCAAGGAGAAAUUUACUUCUCUCUAUGAUUCCUAUCUUGCUGCUGUUCAGGGAAAGCCACAUGUUACUUGA
Messenger RNA from Musa acuminata subsp. malaccensis (wild Malaysian banana), 957 nucleotides. Lineage: Eukaryota; Viridiplantae; Streptophyta; Magnoliopsida; Zingiberales; Musaceae. The record is from RefSeq and is a predicted model, not a curated record.